GAACAGACCAAGUAGAGAGAGAGAGAGAGAGAGAGGGGGAGGGAGGUGCUUCCUCCGGCGAUGGCGAAGCUGUCUGGGUUGCAGAAGCAGGUGGUCAGCCUAUACCGCGGAUUCUUACGGGCGGCGCGGUCGAAGGGCGGCGAGGAGCGUCGGAGAAUCGAGGCAGUCGUCUCGGGGGAGUUCCGGCGGAACUCUACCUCCGUCGACCGGAAAGACUUCCUCUACAUCGAGUACCUGCUCCGGAGGGGGAAGAAGCAGCUGGAUCAGCUUAGUGACCCCCAAACUGUAGGCCUAUUUUCCCGCCACGUCGGUUGAUUCUGUAAUCCUUUUCCUAUUUCCUCUUUGCCCCUUUUCUUUCCGUUUCCGUCUGUACAUUCGUUCUCGCGAAACAGAAAAUUUUUGUUAAAUCUGAGAUUCCAACUACCCAUGAUAGACAAUUCUCAAUGUUGUACAUUGUUAAUGGUCGAUGAAUAAAAUUAUACCAAGAACCGCAGCUUAUUCGCAA
Messenger RNA from Nymphaea colorata (pocket water lily), 505 nucleotides. Its product is annotated as succinate dehydrogenase assembly factor 1, mitochondrial. The record is from RefSeq and is a predicted model, not a curated record. Gene Ontology annotation, cellular component: mitochondrion. Bases 61 to 315 code for a protein of 84 amino acids. NCBI's taxonomy places the organism in Eukaryota, Viridiplantae, Streptophyta, Magnoliopsida, Nymphaeales, Nymphaeaceae. Gene Ontology annotation, biological process: mitochondrial respiratory chain complex II assembly. The transcript has a single exon.